Molecule: messenger RNA, 1868 nt
Organism: Chinchilla lanigera (long-tailed chinchilla)
Lineage: Eukaryota; Metazoa; Chordata; Mammalia; Rodentia; Chinchillidae
Gene: Sytl1
Product: synaptotagmin-like 1
Biological process (GO): exocytosis; intracellular protein transport
Cellular component (GO): plasma membrane; exocytic vesicle
Molecular function (GO): neurexin family protein binding; small GTPase binding
Source: RefSeq, a predicted model, not a curated record
AGCCACGUGUGCCCGGCUGGGGCCUGGCCCCAGCUGAUGCCCCCGAGGGGCCACCCAUCUCAGGAGAGGCUUUGGGCCUUGUCCUCCCUCCCCAUGGCACAUGGCCCAGAGCCUGAGGUCGAGGGAUUGUUGGACCUCAGCUUCCUGACGCAGGAGGAGCAGGAGGCCAUUGCUGAUGUCCUCAGACGAGAUGCCCGCCUGCGCCAGCUGGAUGAGGGGCGGGUCAGCAAGCUCCGGGCCUCGCUGGAAGACCCCAGGCAGCUGAAGACCCUAACAGGAGACUGGUUCCAGGAGGCACGUUCCCAACGGCACCAGCAUAGCCACUGGGGCUCUGACCUUGUCCGAGCCUCUAUCCGCAGGAAGAAGAGCUCUAGGGGAGACCAAGCUCUGGGCAGUGACGGAGAGGCUGAGGCUUCUGGGAAAGAGACUGAAGAGGAGGCCAGGCCCAGGUGGCUCCCCACAGAUGAGGAGGCCCCUCAAGAGAGGCGUGGUGAGACUCAAGAGCCUGACUUCCCCUCACCACUAAAGGUCUCAGAUCAUGAGGAGGAGCCCCAGAUGCAGGAAGCCCCCGGCCCCGGGGACGCGCAGGUGGACGCGGAGCAGGCGGAGCCCCAGCCGGAGCCGGAGCCGGAGCCGGAGCCCGAGUUUAAACCGAAGCCGGAGCUGGAGCCCUCGCCCGGGGCGAGGAAGGCGGCGGAGGAGCCGCGGCCCGGGUCCGCCCAGAUCGAGGUGGCAUCUGAGAUCCUGGAGAACGGGGAGGAGGCUCCGGGGCCCGGCCCCUCACUCGACCGCAUGCUCAGCAGCAGCUCCUCCGUGUCCAGCCUCAACUCCUCCACGCUGAGCGGCAGCCUGAUGAGCCUGUCGGGGGAGCUGGAGGCGGGCGCGGUGCAGGUGUGCGGCUCUCUGAACUUCGCGCUGCGCUACGAUCCCGGGGCCCGGGAGCUGCGCGUGCACGUGAUCCAGUGCCAGGGCCUGGCCGCAGCCCGGCGCCGCCGCUCUGACCCCUACGUCAAAAGCUACCUCCUCCCAGAUAAGCAGAGCAAGCGCAAGACAGCUGUGAAGAAACGAAAUCUGAAUCCGAUCUUUAACGAGAUUCUCCGGUACUCUGUCCCUCAGACUGAGCUCCCGGGUCGUGUGCUGAGCCUGUCCGUGUGGCACCGUGAAAGCCUGGGCCGCAACAUCUUUCUGGGUGAGGUCGAAGUGCCUCUGGACACGUGGAACUGGGACUCCGAGCCCACCUGGCUCCCCCUGCAGCCCCGGGUCCUACCCUCUCCCGAUGAGCUGCCCAGCCGCGGUCUCCUCUCGCUGUCCCUCAAGUACGUCCCUGCCGGCUCCGAGGGUGGGGGACAGCCUGUGAGCGGGGAGCUGCACUUCUGGGUCAAGGAAGCUCAGAACCUCCUGCCGCUGCGCUCCGGGUCCCUGGACUCCUUCGUGCAAUGCUCCGUGCUGCCUGACGAUAGCCGAGCUGGCCGCCAGCGUACACGGGUAGUGCGACACAGCCUCAGCCCCAGGUUCAACCACACCAUGGUGUAUGAUGGCUUUGGGCCUGCUGAUCUGCGCCAGGCCUGUGCUGAGCUCUCCCUCUGGGAUCACGGGACCCUGGCCAGCCGCCAGCUGGGGGGCGUCCGCCUCAGCCUGGGUACUGGCAGCAGCUACGGGCUCCAGGUGCCCUGGAUGGAUUCCACACCCGAGGAGAAGCGCCUAUGGCAGACACUCCUGGAGCGGCCGUGUGAGUGGGUGGACGGCCUUCUACCCCUCAGAACCAACCUAGUUCCCAGGACUUAGCCCUACCCAACCACUCUCUUAGGGGCGCCAUCCCAGGGCCUGUCCUUAGCUAAAGUCAAUAAAGUUUCUUCUGAGGUCACUAA